ACCAUGCAGAUUAUUUGGUUCUUUCUGCCCUAUCGCCCAGGUUGUGGAGAGUUAUGGAUCAUCAACUAUUCAUCAAGUACUUGGCAGUUUGAAUGCAACCGACGGCGAUUUGGGGAGGAAUGGCUCGAUUACUUACCGAAUUGCCAAAGAGCCAAAUCACAAACGCGGAACUCACACAACUGCUCCAGUCCACCAAACACACGUUCCUCCGAGUUUACAUGAACGUCCUGGAGCUCAACUGGUGCAGAUCACUCACGAUGGACAGCUAACAGUUUACGGAGUGGUAGAUCGUGAGAAGACUCCAGUAAUUCUGGUGGACGUGAUUGCUGAAGAUAAUGGCUUUCCAGUGCGCCUAUCCAGUACGAUUACCGUAACGAUACAUGUCUUGGAUCUGAACGACAACAAGCCAAAAUUUGUGUUUGCCCCAACGACCAAUGCCGAUCGAUCUGGCAAUGAAACAACCUCCAAAUCAUAUGGUCCCGGAUUAACCGUUCCUUAUGCUGAACCAGCGUAUACGUUGAACUUGAGUUUGGAUACAAGUGUUGGGACAAUGCUGAUGAAAUUCACUGCGAUCGAUCCGGAUGACGGUCCCAACGGCACAGUUUCGUACGAAAUUAUCUAUUCUGGUGUCACGCCUCCAAGAAAAAUGCAAACCAGUAAAGCAGAAGCAUACAAUAUGGCAGAUAAGGACAGUUCGGAAAUACAAACAUUUACACUUCAUCCUGAUGGACGACUCAUUCUUUCCAAACAGUUGACAUCCGAUGAAAUACCUUCCUCCUUUCACUCCAAGUUGGUUCACUCGCGGUAUCGUCGACCGGACAGGCUGCUUAUUCGGGCGUCUGAUGAUGGCCCCUCACCGGAACAUGCGAUUACUGGACUACAUAUAUUUUACUUUGAUCCAGUUACGCAAACGUCAGUUAAGACACAGGCCCUUAACAUACAGACAUUUAAUGCGCCACAGCCGAUUCGUACCGCUGGACCAAGAAAAACCAACACCGGAAAUCUGCCAGAAUCCGGUGCUGGUAGUGCACACAUCAGAAGCAACAACAGGUUCGAAGAGACCUACGCAAAAGAUUCUACCGACACAAAAUCAACAGAACUUCUAACUCCCAGAAUUGGAAGUUUACCGGUCCUUUAUUUGUUGGCGCUGGCUGUCUGCUUCGCUCUCCUCCUCGUGGUUGCCAGCCUAGCUUACCUAUAUGUGAAGAUGAAACGGCCGUCGAAUUCACGCAGUACGACACAGAAGUACAUGGAUCCUAGUGUGAGAGCCACAGAAACACAUAAUUCACUCACUGGUUCACAUCAUAAUCCGUUUGGAGAAAUCCAGUUGGAAGUGAGUACUUCGGACCCAAACGACACCAGUUCAACGGUCAGAUAUCAAACAGGCAAAUCAUCACCGAUAUCAACCAAUGUGAAUUCCUCUUGUAACUAUAGGACAUUGGGCCCAGCAUAUCUGAUGCUGGAGCGAGAGGAUCCUGAUACAUUACUCACUUUAGACAAAUGCUGUACGGACAAAUUUCCACGUAA
Opisthorchis viverrini is the source of this 1527-nucleotide messenger RNA. RefSeq lists its product as hypothetical. The record is from RefSeq and is a predicted model, not a curated record. The transcript is spliced from 5 exons. The annotation marks the transcript as partial. Gene Ontology annotation, biological process: homophilic cell-cell adhesion. Gene Ontology annotation, molecular function: calcium ion binding. NCBI's taxonomy places the organism in Eukaryota, Metazoa, Platyhelminthes, Trematoda, Opisthorchiida, Opisthorchiidae. Gene Ontology annotation, cellular component: plasma membrane.